Molecule: messenger RNA, 3277 nt
Organism: Anguilla rostrata (American eel)
Lineage: Eukaryota; Metazoa; Chordata; Actinopteri; Anguilliformes; Anguillidae
Gene: wdr20a
Product: WD repeat domain 20a
Exons: 4
Coding region: 22-1905 (627 amino acids)
Molecular function (GO): protein binding
Source: RefSeq, a predicted model, not a curated record
UCCGGGCUUGGGGCAGGAUGAAUGCUAAUUUCCAAGAUGGCGGCGGAGGGAGGAGGGAAGGAGAUGAACGAAAUUAAAACUCAGUUCACUACCCGGGAAGGCGUCUAUAAACUCCUCACUCACUCUGAAUACAGCCGCCCAAACAGGGUGCCUUUUAAUUCCCAGGGCUCUAACCCGGUCAAAGUCUCCUUCGUGAACGUCAACGACCAGUCUGGCAACGGCGACAGAAUCUGUUUCAAUGUGGGCCGGGAGCUAUACUUUUAUAUCUACAAAGGCGUCAGAAAGGCCGCCGACCUGAGCAAGCCCAUAGACAAGCGGAUAUACAAGGGAACGCAGCCCACCUGCCACGACUUCAACCACCUGACGGCCACGGCCGAGAGCGUGUCCCUGCUGGUGGGCUUCUCCGCCGGCCAGGUGCAGCUCAUCGACCCCAUCAAGAAGGAGACCAGCAAGCUGUUCAACGAAGAAAGACUAAUAGACAAGUCGAGGGUCACCUGUGUGAAAUGGGUGCCGGGCUCGGAGAGCCUCUUCCUGGUGGCGCAUUCCAGCGGUAGCAUGUACCUCUACAACGUGGAGCACACGUGCGGCACCACGGCGCCGCACUACCAGCUGCUCAAGCAGGGCGAGAACUACGCCGUGCACACGUGCAAGAGCAAGUCCACACGCAACCCUCUCCUCAAAUGGACGGUGGGCGAGGGGGCGCUCAACGAGUUCGCCUUCUCGCCCGACGGCAAGUUCCUGGCCUGCGUCAGCCAGGACGGCUUCCUGCGGGUCUUCAACUUCGACUCGGUGGAGCUCCACGGGACCAUGAAGAGCUACUUCGGCGGGCUGCUCUGCGUCUGCUGGAGCCCGGACGGCAAGUACCUGGUCGCGGGCGGCGAGGACGACCUGGUGACCGUCUGGUCGUUCCUGGACUGCCGGGUGAUCGCGCGCGGUCACGGACACAAGUCCUGGGUGAGCGUGGUGGCCUUCGACCACUACACGACCAGCGUGGAGGAGAGCGACCCCAUGGAGUUCAGUGGCAGCGACGAGGACUUCCAGGACCAAACGCACUUUGACCGCGACCGGGCCAACAGCACGCAGUCCCGGCUGUCCAAGAGGAACUCCACGGAGAGCCGGCCGGUCAGCGUCACGUACCGGUUCGGCUCGGUGGGCCAGGACACGCAGCUGUGCCUGUGGGACCUGACGGAGGACAUCCUGUUCCCUCACCUCCCGCUGUCCCGCACGAGAACGCACACCAACGUCAUGAAUGCCACCAACCCCCCCGUGGGCGUGGGCGUGGGAGUGGGCGUGGGCGUGGGUGUGGGUGUGGGCGUGGGAGUGGGAGUGGGAGGGAGCGGCGGAGGAGGCAGUGGGAGCAUCGUCAUUAACAACAACCCCGGCACAAACGGCAACAACAGCGGCGGGAGCACGCCCGGCAACUCCCUCCCGGCGCCGUUGCCGCGCUCCAACAGCCUCCCGCACUCGGCGGGCACCGCCGCCACCGCCAACAGCAAGAGCGGUGCCGCGGACGGCGCCGUGGCGUCGGGGGUCAGCAAGUUCGCCACGCUCUCGCUGCACGACCGCAAGGAGCGUCACCACGAGAAGGACCACAAGCGCAACCACAGCAUGGGCCACAUCAGCAGCAAGAGCAGCGACAAGCUCAACCUGCUGGCCAAAACCAAAACGGACCCCGCUAAGACCCUGGGGACCACGCUGUGCCCCCGCAUGGAAGACGUGCCCUUACUAGAGCCCCUCAUCUGUAAAAAGAUAGCACAUGAAAGACUCACUGUCUUGAUAUUUUUGGAGGACUGUAUAGUCACAGCCUGCCAGGAGGGAUUUAUUUGCACAUGGGCGAGGCCUGGCAAAGUGGGUUUAUUGUCAUCCCAAAACCAAGCCAACUCUCCUAGUGGAACUGUAGUAUAGCCACCGUAUUUCUGCUGCUAUGAAACCCUCAUCAGAGACAUAAUGUCGUCAGAGCCUGACACUGGCCUUCGCUCGCACAGCAUUGCAAGUUUGGUUUUUGUUUUUUUCUUCCUUUUCUUUUCUCGUGUUUGGUCUUUCUAUGGUUUUAAGAAACGCGCCCCAGCGUAUGGCUAAAGUCCACGAACACAAACGUAAAAGGGCGGGGCGCAAUUUUGGACGGUGGCAAACAGUAUCCCAGCAGUGUCUUUUUAUUUUUUGUUUCCUUCCCAUCGCCACCACGGUCCCUCGACUUUUGUCUCUUAUGUUUGCUUUCAGUGGAGACGGCACCUGACCGUAAAUCGGUCUUGGGUUUUACUGAAGCCCGUUUUUUUGGAAUGGUGGUAACUUGGCUAUCACGAUACGACCUCAUCAUGCCUGCUUAGUAGAUGCAGAAAAGGAACUGUUUGCCUCCAUCCAAAAUUCUUAUAAAAUUGAAACCCUUUUUCAUUUGCAUUAUAAUCUCACUAUUGAAUACUUUGCACUGAUUUCUUUUUUUUUGUUGUUUUUUCCCCCCGUUUUUACUUUAUAACUACUAUAAAGGAACAAAAACAUUUGAGGAAGGCCUGGAUGCACUUGGGUUAUGACAAGUCACUAUCUUCUGGCUUGGACUUUUUGAAUCUGAAAGCUGGAUGCUGCAAUCAUAGUUUUUUAAAAGAAAAAUUGUUUGCACUUAAUAGUUUGUUAGAAGAGAAUGGCUUUACAAUUUUUGGGUGCGCAAGGACUCCCAGACAGCUACCUGGUGGAGAAAAUAUUAAAUGAUUAAAACCUUUGUAUCUAUUGAGCAUUUAUUUUAAUAUUGUUUCAGAUUAAAACAUUGCUCUGUAUUAUAUGUAUAAAAUUGUAAUUAAGUGAUUGAUGGGGCAAAGACAAAUGAUCAUUACGUUAGUGGAAAUUCAUCUUCAUUAAAGGAAAAUAGUGAUAUUUCUAAUGCAGAAAAGUAUACAUCUUAAUAAUAUUAAAACAAUCUUGGAUAUGCAGAUUUUUGUUUUUCUCUUCUGUUGUACAAAAGAUCAUUCAGAUGUAUUUUUCUUAAUUAAAUGUUUGGUAUAGGAGGUCUUUGUAUCAAAUGCUCUUAUCUCCAAGAUGAAGCUCAAAUGCUUACUUAUUGUUACGGAUUCACAAAAUGUACAGUAGUGGGGCAGAGGAACAGUCGAACUCCGCAAUUAUUUGAAGCUCAGGAAGUCUAUGGUAGACUAAAAAAUAUGAUAUUUUGCUUAACAUCAUCAAUGCUAUUCUAUGUAACAUUAAGUAGCAUCCACUAGGAACUACUAAGUUCAAGGUUCAGCAGUAGGACCUUUUUUUGUGUGACACUAUUAAAAACAGUUCUAAUGUA